Molecule: messenger RNA, 573 nt
Organism: Paramuricea clavata
Lineage: Eukaryota; Metazoa; Cnidaria; Anthozoa; Malacalcyonacea; Plexauridae
Source: the annotation of a GenBank genome assembly
AUGAAAAAGCAAGUUAGCAUGAUAUCUAAAAAAUGCGAAGCUAUUAUGACCUCCGUUGAACAAAUGGAGGACUAUAGCUAUCAAUAUAAUCUGAAAAUCGUCGGCAUGCCACAGCAAUGUGAGAAUGAAUCAGCCGAAAACACAACGAAAUUGUGUUUGAAUUUGUUCGCCGCGAUCGGAGCUGAAGUUACAGAACAGGACAUAGACAUUUCACAUCGAGUCCUUGCGAGAAGGCAAUCAAAUCGGCCGAGUGCAAUAAUCUGUAAAUUCGUCCGUCGCUUGGCUAAGGAAAGGGUUCUUGCUCUCAGAAAGGUAACUAGCAACGUUCAACCACAACAACUUGGUUUCUCCUCAGAAGUGCAACUUAAUUAUCUUAGUAUCUAUGAACAUCUACCCCCACGUCUACAGGAACUCUUGUUUGAGGCGAACAAAUACAAACGUGAGAAUAACUUCAAGUUUUGCUGGGUUAGAAAUAAAGCCAUUUGUUUGCGCAAAUCCGAGGGUGAUGUUGUUAUCAAGCUAACAAAACGAGAGGAUCUUGCUCAAUUGUUAUCUCAAGAACAAAGUGUAUAA